Molecule: messenger RNA, 899 nt
Organism: Paramuricea clavata
Lineage: Eukaryota; Metazoa; Cnidaria; Anthozoa; Malacalcyonacea; Plexauridae
Source: the annotation of a GenBank genome assembly
AUGCGUGAAUUGUGCAAACGUCUUGAGAUUCAGCGAACUAGAAGUUCACCGGCAAAUCCCCAAGGAAACGGCCAGGCAGAGAGAAAUCUGGCAGAACGUUUAGCCAUGGAAGUAGAAUCUACAGACUGGGGCCUGAAGUUGCCUGCUGCACCAUCAGCUAUGAGAACAGUGGCUAAUAAAACCACCAAAGAAACACCAUUUUAUGUGGCUUUUGGAUUUGAAGCGCGGAACCCAGGAGACGUAAUUAGAGAUGAGACAACGACCGGUAACAAUUCGGGUAAGAAGAGAAGAAUGCAAUAAAUGUCUGCUCGUCUUAAGUAUCUGAAGAAUCCGCCUUCGAAAGUUCGUUCACGCAUCCUGCGAGAACAAGAAGAUAGAAAACAGCCCGAGAGCAAAAAUGUGAAAUACACUCCUUUUAAGAUAGGAGAGAAGGUGUGGAAAACGUGCAAGGUUAAAAAUAGGGACUAGCGAAGAAACUGGUUGGACAUCGUUGGAGGGGUCCAUUUACAGGGAAAGCGAGGAAAGGAGACACAACGUACGCGAUACAGAUGGAUGGACAGAGACGAAGAAAGGAAACGAUUAAUCACCGGCGAUUGAAAAGGCAUUUUGGCGUCGAUCCCACCUUCAAUAAUCAACGGACACGGAAAACGCCACAGACAGAUCCACCAACAACUAGAAAAGCUUUGAGCAACAGAACAGUUGAUGAAAACCGUUGGCAACUCAAUGACGACGAAGAAGCAGAAGCGACUACAAGGAACGUCAACGAGCGCCCGCGGCCAGCACGUAGGCCACUACUUUGCCUCACCUAUGAGGCUGGGAUUCAUCAACUAGAAAGAAGUUACCAAAAUCUUACAAAAAAUUACAAAAAGCUACAACCUUGGAUACAAUUUUUUCUAUAA